UGAACGUUGUGGCCAUGUUGCAUCACUUCUGGGAGCAGAAACAGGUGAAGGGCUCCGACACCCAAUCAGAGGACUCGUUGAAGGGCUCUGUCAGCCAAUCAGAGGACUCGGUGAAGGGCUCUGUCAGCCAAUCAGAGGGCUUGUUGCUGUAUGAGUCGGCCCCCUCCCCAGGACCCCCUUACAUCUGCUACGUCACUCUGCCUGGAGGAAGCUGCUUUGGAAACUAUAUGGUAACUGCCAUAAUAACCAUCAUGACCACAGCUACCUAACCCACCUCAACCAUUACUACUCAUCUAACAUUAUCUAGUUCCAAUGUGGUGGAAAGCUAGGGUUGUUGGGGGUAGGGGUAGGGGUGAGGGGGUAGGGUUGGUGGUAGGGGGUGGUAGGGGUUAGGGUUUGGGCAGGGGUAGGAGUGGUUGGAUAAGUUUGGGGUUAGGGUUGGGGUUGGCGGUAGACGAGAGGUGGGGGUAAGAGUUGGGGGCCAGGUGGUUCUUCUCAUUAGCCCAAUGACAGGAGCCCACCAUGGAGUAGAGACAGUGUUUCCAUAGCACAGCCAAUGACCACCACUGAACUGCUUUAACGGUGCCCUGUCAUUAGUGUGAGUGAGAAAACACAGGAGUGCUGCUCAUGUAACGGAGUUAAGAACGUACCGUAAGAUUACGGCACAGUGGAGGAAUAUAUACUGUGAGCAGCACACUGCGGUGACCCGGAUCAGCAGUUGGGCUCAGCUCAAUGGCCGGGGUAGCUCGCUGUGUAGCGAGUUUAGAAGGGUUAGGAGUAACAGAGUUCAGAAGGUAUCGUAAACUCACUCCACAGCUAGCUUGAAAUGUCACCGAUGGAGCUAUCGAAUUAGAUAUUUUUCAAUAGCUCAAACAGUUGGUACAUUGUCAAGGAGGGUGGUCACGUGUGUCUGUGUGCAGAGAAUCAAUGGUUCGACACUUCGAGCUCGGUAUGGGGACGGGGUCAGUGUAGGAAGAUACACUGUGAGCAGCACACUGACGUCCGUUUAAAUGAGCCCUGCUGUGGGUCUGAAUGGGGUGCGGAGGGCCUCAUUCCUGCACAGCCCUAAAGAGAGGUCCUUCAUCUAUACCCGUCAGACCCUGCGAAGCACAGACACACACAUACACACACACACACAGCCUCUCCGCCUGCUUUGAUUACUUUAUUCAGCUGGAAUCCCAUUAUGCUUUUCAAAGGGCUCAUUGUGGCUCACGCAGCCUCCCAGAGGCUCUCUGAUUGGUUCAGAUCUGCCUCUGAUGUCAGAAUCUGAUUCCACAUUUGAUUGCUAAUCCCAUGAUUUGCUCUUAUAAACUAUCAUAAACAUGUUGAAGAAACUCAUGAAACGAACCAAAGCGGAGCCAUUUCCUAGAUCGCCUUCAUUUCUUUUCCAGUCUGAUCAUAUUCAUGCAAACAGUGAUCAGCUGCAAAUAUAAUUUACACAGAGGGACUUAUGUCUCUCUCUUUUCUCUCCACUUCCUCUCUCUCCCAACCUCUCACCUCUUUCUGUUUCUCUGUAGGAGUGUGAGAGCCAGGCGAAGGCUCGUAGGGAUGCGGCGCGUGUCGCUCUGAUAAACUCUCUAGUGAACGAGCUGCCGUCUAGACGAAUCACUCCUCAGUUCAUCACACACAGCCUGCAGGAGGCUGCCUCAGCCAGCACUGUGAGUCUAGCACAAGACUAACUCUAGCACAGGACUGACUCUAGCAUAGGACUGACUCUAGCACAGGACUGACUCUAGCACAAGACUAACUCUAGCACAAGACUAACUCUAGCACAGGACUGACUUUAGCACAUGACUGACUCUAGCACAGGACUAACUCUAGCACAGGACUGACUCAAGCACAAGACUAACUCUAGCACAGGACUAACUCUAGUACAGGACUAACUCUAGCGCAAGACUGACUCUAGCACAAGACUGACUCUAGCACAGGACUAACUCUAGCACAAGACUGACUCUAGCACAAGACUAACUCUAGCACAAGACUGACUCUAGCACAAGACUGACUAGCACAGGACUAACUCUAGCACAGGACUGACUCUAGCACAGGACUGGCUUUAGCACAAGACUAACUCUAGCACAGGACUAACUCUAGCACAGGACUGACUCUAGCACAGGACUGACUCUAGCAUAGGACUGACUCUAGUACAAGACUAACUCUAGCACAGGACUGACUCUAGCACAGGACUGACUCACGACGACUAAGCAUUAGCAUGGCAGCAUCGAUACGAUAGAAUAUAUCCUGAGUUAUUGAUAAUGAAAAGCUCUCUUGUAUUGACUGACUGUGUUACUGCAUGUUGCGUCCAGGUCUCUGUGGAGGAUGCCUGUGAUCCUAGCACCAGUAUAGGAACCUAUUGUCUCCUGCUCCAGUCAUACACAGGCAGAACCAUGCUGGAGUUCCAGGUAAGGACAGGAUUAUCAUAGGAAUAUGUUAUAGGCUAGUUAUGUUAUAAUAUAUCCUUGCUGGUCUAAUUAUUAUUUCAAUCUUGCACUGCAAACAUUAUCUCAUACCUAGUAUUUUUUUUACUUUUUGCUGAACCUAUUCUUUGACCUCCACCACCUGUUCAAAGCAAAGUUUCAUCGCACUAGUUCCAUCUGUUUCUGAUAAUUACCCUUAUCAUUUAUAACACCAUCUAUGGAUACAUGGCAGCCAUCCAGCCAUCCAGCCAGACAGAAUGCUCUCAAUCACAGCUUCAGCAGACAGGCUUGGAACAUAAAGGUUUAACGUAACUUUUCAAACUAAUCACACACAGUUUGAUUAAGGAUUAGAAAAAAAUUCUGAUCAUCUAUCAUCCCUGUCCUGCGUAAUUACACAAUUCAUACUUGUCAACUUUCACACCGUUCUGUUAUUGUUCAGGUCUUGCUCCCAUAUUUACCUCUCUCCCAUAUUUACCUCUCUCUCUCUCUCUCUCUCUCUCUCUCUCUCUCUCUCUCUCUCUCUCUCUCUCUCUCUCUCUCUCUCUCUCUCUAGGAGGUGAUGACCGUGUUUCAGUUGUUACACUGGAACGGGACGUUGAAGAUUCUAAGGAAGAGACAGUGUUCCCGCCAGGCAAGCCCCUCACCUGGAUAUUCAAUUAUACACUGAGUAUACCAAACAUUAAGAACAAACCUUCCUUAUAUUGAGUUAAUCCCCCCCCCCCCCCCCCUUUGCCCUCAGAAAAGUCUCAAUUCAUCGGGCCAUGGACUCUACAAGUUGUCAAACGCAUUCCACAGGGAUGCUGGCCCAUGUUGACUCCAAUGCUUCCCACAGUUGUGUCAAGUUGGCUGGAUGUACCAUUCUUGAUACACACAGGAAACUGUUGAGCAUGAAAAACCCAGCAGUGUUCCAGCUCUUGACACAAACCGGUGCGCCUGGCACCUAUUACCAUACCCUGUUUGUUUUGUAUACUCAGUGUAUAAGUUAACUGGGCCCCGUGUAGCUCAGUUGGUAGAGCAUGGCGCUUGCAACGCCAGGGUUGUGGGUUCGAUUCCCACGGGGGACCAGUAUAAAAAAAUAAAAAAUAAAAUAAUGUAUGCACUCACUAACUGUAAUUCGCUCUGGAUAAGAGCGUCUGCUAAAUGACUAAACAAAAAUCUAUAGAGCAGGGGCGAUUGAUUGGUUGUUACUCUUUGCCCCCACAGAGUGUGAUUGGUUAUUACUCUCAGCGAGGGCUGGACGCCAGCAUGCGCAGCAGCAUGGCUCUGGAUUGGCUGGGCCAGGAGCGGCAGACUCCAAGGCAGUUGAGGGCAGAGCUACAAGCAGCACAGAGUGAACUGGACGUGGCUAGGCGUCAUGGAAAUGAACUCCGCUUCUACAAGGAAAAAACGGAGAUCCUUAGCCUGGCACAGAGUCACGCAUUCACACAUCAACCACACACAGAUACACACGGACCACACACAGAUUCACAAGAAUCAGCU
Coregonus sp. 'balchen' is the source of this 3893-nucleotide messenger RNA. Lineage: Eukaryota; Metazoa; Chordata; Actinopteri; Salmoniformes; Salmonidae. The record is from the annotation of a GenBank genome assembly.